Messenger RNA from Oppiella nova, 401 nucleotides. NCBI's taxonomy places the organism in Eukaryota, Metazoa, Arthropoda, Arachnida, Sarcoptiformes, Oppiidae. The record is from the annotation of a GenBank genome assembly.
UCUAUAACGAGGGAAACCUUCUGGAGAUCGUCGCCAUGUGCUCGGCUCACGGGACACAUGUGGCGAGUAUAGCGGCCGCACACUUCCCCAAUGAGCCCGAGAAGAAUGGUGUGGCACCGGGCGCUCAGAUCAUCAGCGUAUGUAUUGGCGAUACAAGACUGGGCUCAAUGGAAACGGGAGCCGCGUUAAUACGAGCACUUAUUAAAGUGAUUGAAAGCGGAGUCGAUGUCAUUAAUAUGAGUUACGGAGAGGCCGGGCAUUAUGUUGAAGGUCGAGUUUUGGAUCUCAUACACGAAGUCGUCAACAAAUACGGCAUUAUUUACAUGUCGAGCGCCGGUAACGCGGGUCCGGCACUGAGCACCGUUGGGACGCCCCCUACGAUGUACUCGUCGUCCCUAAUA